This is a messenger RNA of Anguilla anguilla (European eel), 2527 nucleotides long. Its product is annotated as MANSC domain-containing protein 1-like. The coding region runs from base 135 to 1061 and encodes 308 amino acids. The transcript is spliced from 4 exons. The record is from RefSeq and is a predicted model, not a curated record. Lineage: Eukaryota; Metazoa; Chordata; Actinopteri; Anguilliformes; Anguillidae.
AGAAGGGGCAUGUGGACUGGACUGUAGAUCACAGUAUUAUUCUUUUCCCAUGUAAAGUUGGUUGCACCUGCGGCAGUUUUUGGAACUUUUCCUGGAAAGGCCAGUGAAUACUCUCACUACUGCCAGAUGAAGCCAUGAAUCGCAUUGCACUCAUGCCCUUUCUUCUGCUCACUAUGAUGCUGCUGCUGUGGGGUGCAGUGUCUGUCAUUUCAGCUCAAGGCCAGCAGCUGUGCUUUUCCAAACAGCACCAGGAGAAGACCAUAAAUGUCAGGGUUGCACUCUCAAAAAAGACAACAAUCAUGCAUGCAGUUUGCCAUCCUUCUGAACUGGAUUGCCUGAAGGCUUGCUGCUCCACUGAUCCAAAAGAUUUGAAUUGCAACAUAGCUAUUUUCAAGCCUGGAAAACUACAAGGAACUGAAAACUGUUAUUUGUUUCACUGCAAAAGAGAUGAAGAUUGUCCUCUAAUGACCAUGAAUGGGGUCAAUACCUACAAUAUAUUUAAAGGUUUGGAGAUAAUAAAUGCUGUGUCAACUGCAACAAACAGAACUACUGCAGCCACAACUACGACUCAUUCUACUACAACUCCAGCAUCUAUCACUCUGCUAACACCCACCACUACGACUACCAGACCCUCUAUUAGUACUUCAACACCUACCACCACUAAAGCAAGCACUUGUACCGCCACUGUUGUUAUUGCUCGAAAACCACACCAACCCACUGAAAAACCACCUAUAGAUCCAAAUAUAGCACUGCAAGUCACACCAAUAACAAAUACAGUAUCCACAACGGCAACUAAAAUUUUUACACCCCCCAUAUUUAUUUCCAUAGCUCAAUCAGCACACCCCCGCACUGACCAUGUCUACCCUGACAGCUUGACUCCUCUAGCAGGGAGAGAUACUAACAACCUGGGAGCAGUGAAAUACAGCCUGGUAGCUGCUGUGGCAGUGGGACUAGUGUGUUUGACCUGCUUUGUGGCCUUGGUGGGAAGGAAAGCUGCAGAAUCAUUCAACCAUAGACAAUACACCCGCUUGGAGCUUAACAACCUAAAAUAUGACAUCUAAAGUACAUCUGCUUAGACACAAUGACAUCAAGUUGGGCAUCUGACUUGCCCUUGUGUCUGGAACUUGAAGCUCAUUCACCACAUUAACUAUAAUGCUAAUUUCUGAGCAGUGAAAAGAGCCUUAUUACUCAUGUAAUUACUCUGUGUCUCUGACCGUUUUUUUUUCUUGUUUCUCUUGACUUCCAUUGGCACAACUGUGGUCCUUAUGUUGACAAACAUCCAUAACAUACUCCACAGGCAAUCAAAAAGGCAACCAAAAAAGCAAUUGAACUGACCAGUUAUGAUUCUCUGAAUUUAUAUGGUGAAACAAUUUUUUUAAAUACCCUUAAAUGACUUUAAAAUUACUUUAACCGGAUCUGAAUGGUUUGAUCACAAAUCUAAAAUUGUACAAAUCAAGAAAAAAAGAUGUAAUUGUCCCAAACAUUAUGGUGUUCAUAUGUCUACAUCUAAUCAUGUCAUAUCUUUAUCUUAUAUUAAUAAACAUCUGCUGGUAGAAUGUACCCCGUAUAGGAAGGAAAUUAUUCUUUACAGUGUGUGAUUUUUUUAUUUGCCAUCUGAAUCAAUAAAAUCUAAAAUUUUUACAAAAACUUUUUUUUGAGGCAUCCUUGGCUCAGUUAGGUCAGGAACCCACAUUGCCAGGUCACACGCUCUGGUUGCUUGGCCCCUUCCUACUUACUGAAAUCACUGCUUUGGGCAGUAUUAUUGCAGUAAGAGUUCAAUCCUCAACAGUGUAAGCCAAGCUGGCAGUUUCCACCUCACAGCUCAAGCUGAGCUCCCAGCUUCAAACUUGCAGAUCUCAACUCCCCGCUCACUCUGCUAUCUUUGGGUUACUGUAGGUUACACAUAUGUAUGCCCAACACCACAAGCCACCAGAACAGCUUCAAUGCACUUUGGCAUAGAUUAUACAAGUCUCUGGAACUCUACUGGAGGGCUGGAACAUCAUCCUUCCAAAAGAUAUCCCUCAUUUGGUGUUUAGAUGAUAGUGGUGGAGAGCACUGUCUAACACGUCGGUCCAAAAUCUGUCAAGUGUUGACAACUGGGUUGAGAUCUGGUGACUACGAAGGCCAAAGCAUAUGAUUCCCAUAAUUUUGAUACUCAAACAAUUCAGGGACCCUGUGGAAGUAUGGGUUUUCUUCAUUCUUUUAAUGUUUUUACAUUUCUUCUUAUUAAAGAUUGUACUGAUCAAGUAUAUAUUUAAAUGUAUGUGAUUAUGGGAUGAUCUCUGAAGAACAAUAGGUAUUCUGUGUUAUGUCUAUUUGUAACUAAGGAAAGACAGUGGUCUCCCUGUACACUGAUGCAUACUACCUAAAGAAUCUUUGACCCCCAGUUGCAGGAGGGAAAAUUGUAAACAUUUACUUGGGUGGAAUUUUGUAAGUAACUUCUGGUGGGAAACAGUCUUGUGCAGAACACCUUUGAGUUGUAAGAGAAGAGAAAGAAUACUGAUUUAGAAAGAACUGAGUUGCUAUA